AUGAGUUACGCCUAUCCACGCAACAUAGGUGCUUCUACUCUACCUUCUUUCAUCCCCUCGAAAUCCCCGAGAACUGUUGAUCACCCGUGGGGUGGCUUUCCCAGGGCCGCAAAACAAUGGAUUGCGGAGGGUGCCGAUAGCCUUCGAACGGCGAGGCCUCGGAACAGACAUGAUGUGCGGAGGUCCGCAGUACUCGUCUCCAAGCGUGUAUUUACCAUUGCCAAUGCUGUGAUCCUGCUGUGGGUCUUGACGUUGUGGUGGGGGGAGCGAACGGUCUUUCGAAAAAGUAUAGAGGCCUGCGCUUGGGAGAAUUGGGAAAGCUGGCCUCAAGGUGCAAUACCGCAUCACGUCGCGUUCAUCGCCGACCCCCAACUUGUCGACCCCCACACCUACCCCGGCCGGCCAUGGCCACUCUCAUCUUUGACUGUCCAGUAUACCGACCAGUACCUCCGACGGACAUUUUCAUCCAUUCAGCACGAUUUAAUCCCCGACUCGGUGUUAUUCCUGGGUGACCUUUUUGAUGGCGGUAGAGAAUGGGCAACCAGCACGACCUCUAGUCCAGAAGACCGUUAUGCGAAAUACAAGGAUUCCUUUUGGAAGAAGGAGUUUGGUCGCUUUAUGAAUAUCUUUUUGGAACCUUGGCUCAAACAAAAUAUGUCUCCUCUGGAAGGUCGAGGUCGGAGACUGAUCGCAAGCUUGCCAGGCAACCAUGACCUAGGAUUUGCUUAUGGGAUCCAAGAGCCCGUGCGGGAUCGGUUCGAAGCCUACUUCGGCCAGGGUAACCGAGUUGAUGUCAUUGGCAACCAUACCUUCAUUUCGGUGGACACGGUCUCUUUGAGUGCGAUGGACCAACCAAACCCGCAGACCGGGAGUUCCAGCUCCAGCUCAAAUGACGAAAGUCUCCCUCCGCCUAUCUGGAAGGAGGCAGCUGACUUCCUUGAUAAGGUGCCCGCAUAUCGAGCGAAAGCUGAGAUGGAUGAACUCCGGAUGCUGCAAAAACAGCCUGAUGGCAUUCAAUUCGAUUACCGGGUAGUGGAUGUGAAGGAGCCCGCCAUACAUGACAAUAUUCCAAACACUUCUCUGCAGCUCCCUGCCAUUCUCCUCACCCAUGUCCCCCUCUAUCGCAAACCAGCCACCCCCUGUGGUCCCCUUCGAGAGCGCUACCCACCGUCGUCGGCCACCGAGGAUUUGGAGGAAGAUGAACCAAAUUCACUGAGAAUUGCGGGUGGCUAUCAGUAUCAGAAUGUACUCACUCCGACCAUCUCGACCGAAGUGGUUUCCAAAGCAGGUCCCAAUGUUGUGCAGGUCUACUCCGGGGAUGACCAUGACUACUGCGAGCUGAUUCAUCGAGAAUUCAACGGCUCGCCUAACGAGAUCACCGUGAAGAGUAUCUCAUGGGCGAUGGGCGUCCGAAAGCCUGGUUUCCUGAUGACUAGUUUAUGGAAUCCCCUUGACCCGCACACGGGCGAGUCCACCCUGAAGGGAUCUUCGCCAACCAUCCAAAACCGCCUCUGCCUUCUUCCCGACCAACUGAGCAUAUUCAUCUACUAUGCCUGUACCUUGUUGUUUACCGUUGCGGUUUUACUUAUGGCCUCAGUCUACCAUGCAUUCUUUGCCCCAGAGCCCCCGUCUUCUAAUGGCUCGCUCCUUCCCCUCUCCGAAAGACGCCCAGGUUCCUCGAAGCGCCAGUACCCCACUUCCGGUAUGUCCAGUUCCACCUUGUCUGGUCCAGGCGGCCUGGCCGGUCGUGGCGGGGGUACUGUCUUACCCCGUCGCUACUCCGGUGCCCAACCUCCCCAGCUUGCUUAUUGGGCCCUAGAUCAAGAUGAUAUUUUGACGACCACGUCAAAAGACAAAGGUCUUUACCGCCCAGCGAGGGCUCAUGGAUUCCGCCAAAAAUGUGGCCACAUGACCGGGAAUUUCAUUAAGUCCACCCGGGUGGUUGCACAGGUUGUUUUACCUGUUUAUUUGUUUUUGAUCUGGCGCUGGUAG
Molecule: messenger RNA, 1992 nt
Organism: Penicillium pulvis
Lineage: Eukaryota; Fungi; Ascomycota; Eurotiomycetes; Eurotiales; Aspergillaceae
Product: putative manganese ion homeostasis (Fr)
Exons: 2
Coding region: 1-1992 (663 amino acids)
Biological process (GO): GPI anchor biosynthetic process
Cellular component (GO): endoplasmic reticulum
Molecular function (GO): hydrolase activity
Source: RefSeq, a predicted model, not a curated record